Messenger RNA from Salvelinus sp. IW2-2015, 4265 nucleotides. The record is from RefSeq and is a predicted model, not a curated record. NCBI's taxonomy places the organism in Eukaryota, Metazoa, Chordata, Actinopteri, Salmoniformes, Salmonidae.
GUGUGUGUAUACGUGCAUACGUCCGUGCGUGUGUGUGUGUACGAGUGUGUGUGUGUGGAGCAGCCAACACACACUUACAUUCGCUCACAACAUGGCGAUGAAGCGCCGAGAGACACGACGGCUCUCUCCCCACUAAAUGCAACCAUGUUCUGAGUGAAAGCAGGGUACUAUGCCAAAGGGAAAUACAUUAACUAAUAGCCAACUAAUAGUCUAUUUCAGAGAGGAUCUAAUUGCGGAUUCCAUUAUAYGCAUGUUGCUAGCGGUAUAGCUGGCUGUAGAGACCCGCACGCUGCUUUACCCCUCUGCUGGAAAUCAAUGCUUUACAUGGCGGUGGAGGCUAUCUGGGUUUUCUAUCUACUUUCGUUGGGCUUCUGUGGACCAUCCGUUCAAGAGAAGCCUGUAACGGUGGAGCUAAGCUGUGGGGCGGGGCCUGUCCUCGUGGUGCUGGAGCCAGGACAGCCCCUGCUGCUGGACUGUCACCUGGGGGCCACGUCCCUGGACACACCCCUCAACGUCACCUGGCUGCAGGAUGGGCUCCCCGUGCUGGAGGGGGAGGGGAACUCCCUCAGGACCCUUGCCAACGGAUCACUGCUGGUGCUGCCCACCUCUAUGGAUGGUCGGACACCUCAAGGGGUGGAGGGGGGCUACAGCUGUGUGAGCGCCGGCCCCUUUGGAGCCCUGACCAGCCGCACCAUUGCCGUUCACCUGGCCACGCUGUCUCGUUUCCAUCAGGACCCAGAGGCCCAGGUGGUGCCCCUUGGGGGUGCUUCCCGCUUUGAGUGCCAGAUAGACGGAGUGCCCACGCCAAGGAUAACUUGGGAGAAGGACCAGGAACCCAUCCCCGGUCCUGGCCCUGCCCAAAGUGAGGUAGUGAUUGUGGCACCUCCUCAGAAUGCCACAGUGGUGCAGGGGCGUCCAGCAGUGAUGGAGUGCAUGGCCCAGGGAGGGCAGCCCAAACCCCUGGUGUCCUGGAGCAGACAGGAUGGGAAGCCCAUCGCCACCGACGUGGUUGUCCUGGAAACCAACCUGGUGAUCCCCAACACACGGCGUUACCAUGCGGGGGUCUACGUCUGCCGUGCCAACAAACCCAAGACCCGCGAGUUUGUCAUCGCUGCGGCUGAACUGCAUGUGUCAGCCCCACCAGUGAUCCUCCAGCCCCCAGAGACRGUUUCUCUCUCUCGGGGAAACACAGCCAGGUUUGUGUGUAACAGCUCUGGGGAGCCUCCCCCGGCACUGCACUGGCUGAAGAAUGGCAAGCCGGUCAAGUCUAACGGGCGGGUGAAGACCCAGAGCCCUGGGGUGCUGCUCAUCAACCAGCUGGGCCUGGACGACGCAGGGUACUACCAGUGCAUCGCUGACAACGCUCUGGGGACGGCCUGCGCCACAGCCAAGCUGUCUGUCAUUGUGAGAGAGGGUCUACCCAGCCCACCACACCAGCUCUCUGCCACGCCCCAAUCAAGCACCACCGCCCUCCUCACCUGGGAACGGCCCGAACACAACAGUGACCAGAUUAUAGGCUUCUCUGUGCAUUACCAGCCCACUUCAGGCUCUGAUCACAUGGAAUACCAGUUUGCUGUGAACAACGACACCACAGAGUACCAUGUGAAGGAGCUACUGCCACACACAGCCUAUACCUUCUACGUGGUGGCCUACUCCCCCAUGGGAGCCAGCCGCCCGUCACUGCCCGUCACCGUGGAGAUGCUGGAGGACGUACCCAGUGCCCCUCCACAGCUGUCCCUGCUCAGCACCUCCCCUACAGACAUCAGAGUGAUGUGGCUGCCCCUGUCCUCCCAGCACAGCAGAGGAGCUGUCACCCGCUACCGCAUCGACUACUCCACACUGGAACAAGUGGACAACGUGUUUUCUGUGGAGGUGGGGGGGAAUGAGACUCAGCUUACCUUGCGAGAGCUACAGCCUAACCAGGCCUAUCGACUGCGGAUGGCGGCGGGAACGGGAGCAGGCUUUGGUCUCUGCUCAGGAGAUCCUCUUGGGGGCGCUAAAACCCUACACCCGUUAUGAGCUGGCUGUGCAGUCCAUUGGAGGAGACGUGGUUGGUCCCUUCAGCGGCACCGUGGAGGAGUCCACUCUCACUGACGCGCCUGUGGAGCCCAAUGGCAUCAUCAUCAGCUACAGGAUCCUAUACACCAUCAACCUCAGCCAGCCUGAGCACCUGUGGAACAACCUCUCCCAAGAUGGGACCAUCAUGAGUGCUGAGGUAACAGGGCUGUCUAGUGGUACACAAUACUUCUUUAAGAUGAGGGCGUCAACUGAGGUGGGGGUGGGGCCUUAUUCCCCAGUGAAGGAUGUGCGCACUCCUCCCAGGAAAUAUGAGCUGGACAUCCAUGCAGUGACAGGCAUCAUAGUUGGUGUGUGUCUGGGGCUGCUCAGCAUUCUCCUUUGUAUGUGUGUCAGCUUCCGCAACGGCAAGGCCAGAGAGGUGUCUGGAGGGCUGGACUCCACAGCUCUACCUCCACAGUACCGUCGUGGGGGUAGGUCUGUGCCCACCAUGGUGCCAGAAUGCAGUGAUUGCCAUGAGCUAGAGACCCUGAUGCCCCUGGGCAGCCUGGACCAUGACCAUGACCUCGCCCAACCCCUCACAGAGCCCACUGAGGAGCACAGCCUCAUGGGUAAUGUAGGAGUAGCGGACGAUGCCCUAGGAGCUGAGCUCAAGGCUGCUUGGAAUGGGUCAGUUAGUUGUAACUGGGCCAACCGGAUCACCAAAUACAGGGAUACCAUCACAGAGGACUCUCCAACGCUCAACAAUGGAACUUUGGACAUGGCCAACACAGAGAAUGGCAAGGGCAAUCCUGAGGACCAACUGGACUCCUCCCUGUGCAGUAGUAACCAUUUGGAGGCAGAGGUCAUAGUUCACUCUGAGCUGAACGACCUGGAGAAGGAGCAGCAGGAGGCGCAGAGUGACAGGGAAGAGGACUCUCAGGCCACCAGGGGGCAGUCAUUGUCCGAGGCAGCUUACUCCCCAGUCAGACAGCCUGCCCAGGCGGCACAACAUCCAGGGGAGCCAGUCAGACAGCCUUCCCAGGCACCACAACAUCCAGGGGAGCCAGUCAGACARCCUGCCCAGGCACCACAGCAUCCAGGGGAGCCAGUCAGACAGCCUGCCCAGGCACCACAACAUCCAUCACCAGGGGAGGAGUCCCUAGAGACACAACCUCUGCCCAAGGUCCCACCCGGCCCUGUCCUGGAGCCAGUGUUCAAUCACAAUGGGCAGCCAGAGGGCAUGGUUGGGGGCAUGGUGGGCGUGGCAGCCCAGCUGACUGUAGAUGUGGGGCGGCAUACGGGAACAGGGCUCACCAACGGCUUCCACUCCACCAAGCCCCUGCGGCAAGGGCAGGAGACCCUGGGGAACGGGGACUCCAGACACUGCCCCCCUCUCCCGUCCCCCUCUCCUUUCGUCAGCRCCGGCCUUGUCCACUCUAACUCUGCAGCGCACAGCUACCUGUGCCCUUAGCAAGAGAAGAAACAAACCCCCACACCAAGACCAGUUGGACUUCUUUCUUUUUCUCAUCCAUGAUGAAUCCAAUAUUUUUUUUUAAAGCACCUCAGUAUCUGAUUUUCUUCUUCCUGGCUCAGUUUUAUAGGUACUUUGAAUCCAUUGUUUUAUAUGUGUAUAUAUACAGUAUAUAUUUUUUAGUGCUAGUAUGUAUGGGUAUUCAUUUUGUUGCAUAGCAGCAGUAUGUUAGUCUGGCCUUACUCUGUACUUUGCUACAGGCUCCUAUUACAGACGUACGAUGACGGAAUCAUAGUGUAGAAAGCAGGAUAUUCCUUUUUUCAUAAGCCUUGACCUGUUGGACUCUGAGAUUGAGCGUGGACGUGUGGUACUUCAAGACCUACCUUUGGUCAGCUGAUGAUGGUAGAGAGGCUCUUGAUUCAGCACCAUGGAGGAAGAUAGAGCAGAACCGUGACCAUGUGGCCCUUUCACUCUCACUCUGGCUCCUUUCCAAUGACUGAGCUGUUCCUAUUGGCUGUUCCACUGUAUGGAUGCUGCCUGCCCCAGCACCAGGAAAGAAGCCUGAUAUUUAGACACUGAGAGUGCAGACCUCCUCUCUCUCUCUCUCUCUCUCUAACCUCCUGCUGUCUCAGGAUCCACACACACAUUCCCUGAAUUGAGCUUGGGGGUCUCAGGUGCCUAAUAUUUUAGGAGCAUUUUUAACCUCUGUAUAUUUAUAUAGAUGAUUAUAUUCAAUAAAAAUAGGACAAAUAUGUUGACAAAGGAAAAUAAAUGAGGCAAUUGAAGAAAAUUUGAA